AUGCCGUGCUUCCCGACGUUCCGAGGCAGCGCCCUCCUGCUGGCCGCCCUCCUCCUCUCUCUGUCCUUCAACGCCAUCCCGGGCCUGGGGGCACCUGUAAGUGCAAAGCGAGGCUGGACCCUGAACAGCGCUGGCUACCUGCUUGGCCCUCACGCCAUUGACAACCACAGGUCCUUCCAUGAGAAGCACGGACUUGCCGGCAAGCGGGAACUGCAGCUGGACGAGGAGGAGACCAAGCAAGGAAGCUUCGCCCGGCCACUGCCUGAGAGCAGUGUGGUGCGCACCAUAGUGGAGUUCUUGACCUUCCUGCAGCUCAGAGAGGCCGGGGCCCUGCAGGACCUGCCCCUGUCCCUCCCGCUGGAGGACACAGAGCAGGCCUGA
Messenger RNA from Elephantulus edwardii (Cape elephant shrew), 381 nucleotides. It is a transcript of the gene GAL, whose product is annotated as galanin/GMAP prepropeptide. NCBI's taxonomy places the organism in Eukaryota, Metazoa, Chordata, Mammalia, Macroscelidea, Macroscelididae. Gene Ontology annotation, molecular function: hormone activity. The transcript is spliced from 6 exons. Gene Ontology annotation, cellular component: extracellular region. The record is from RefSeq and is a predicted model, not a curated record. Bases 1 to 381 code for a protein of 126 amino acids.